Messenger RNA from Kuraishia capsulata CBS 1993, 702 nucleotides. RefSeq lists its product as uncharacterized. The record is from RefSeq and is a predicted model, not a curated record. Bases 1 to 702 code for a protein of 233 amino acids. The transcript has a single exon. NCBI's taxonomy places the organism in Eukaryota, Fungi, Ascomycota, Pichiomycetes, Pichiales, Pichiaceae.
AUGUCUGACGAGAAGAUUCUGUGGGAUGCGAUUGCAAAGUUUAGUCCGCGGGUGACGUCUGUUGAUGAUGUGGAAGCCAAGAUUAGGACUCAGCUGGAAGCCAACCCUGGACUGGGAUCUCUGUUAGCGCAGACGAUUAGAAGAGAGAAGGAGUGCAACAAGCUUAUUGGCAAGUGUCUGUAUGAAAUGUGCACAGGUCGGUUUCGGGGUGCUAGUGAGCUGGAGGCCAUAUGUGGUGAUAAGGCCCAAAGCGUGGACCCGUGUCGGAUUACUGAUCGAUAUGAGGCUUUGGAGUAUGUGGUUCAGACACUGUUCAAAGACCGCAAGACAAAAAAAUCUUUAUACGCUCUUCACCAGAAGAAUCGUGCCCUCGUUGAGGACCUGACGCGUAGGCGAAUUGUGACGCUGGAGACACUACAAAAUGUUAUUGAGAGGGACUGGAUGGCGAAGCAUGGGGUUGAUGGUCCUACCAAGGCUGAAGAAGUGAGCGCUCUGGUAGCAAAAGCUUUUGAGGAUCAAGAGUACGAUUCCAAGUACCAUGCUGAACUCUUAAAGUUCCAAAAGGACGGUUUUGAUCGCUUGAGGGAGCUGAAGGUGCCGUUUUUUUGCACUAGUCCAGACUGUGAAACUGCAGCACUGGAUGAAAAUCGCAAAUUUUUGACUCAGAUGAUGGGUGGGAUUAUGGACGGCAUCAAAUACUAA